Manihot esculenta (cassava) is the source of this 2920-nucleotide messenger RNA. RefSeq names its product shaggy-related protein kinase epsilon. The transcript has 13 exons. Gene Ontology annotation, cellular component: cytoplasm. The record is from RefSeq and is a predicted model, not a curated record. NCBI's taxonomy places the organism in Eukaryota, Viridiplantae, Streptophyta, Magnoliopsida, Malpighiales, Euphorbiaceae. Gene Ontology annotation, biological process: signal transduction; protein phosphorylation. Gene Ontology annotation, molecular function: ATP binding; protein serine/threonine kinase activity. Bases 1020 to 2480 code for a protein of 486 amino acids.
UUUUUUUUUUUUUCCCUUUGGUUUUAUUUAUUUUUCCCGCAAUAUCUGUGGUAGCUGAGGAAAUGGGAUGAAAGGAAAAUGGAAGGGUCGAGAUUGAGCUAAGUUUAUUUAUUUAUUUGUUCACUUUUUUCCCCUUUAUGCUUUGUUUGGCCGAUAGGGUUCUUGACCGGAAGCUGUAUUACAAGUCUCUUGAUUUUGUUCAUCUGAUGCGGAUGCUAUUUCUGAUUUGUGGUGGAUUAUCAAAUAAGUUUUAGCAAUUUAAUAUUUUUUAAUCGGCUUUGAUAGACGAGGAAUGGAGUCCCCCUACCCCCAAAAGUAAGGGGGGGGGGGCAAUGAGUGUACCUCAUAUUUUUUGGUUUAACCUUUCUAUUGGUUUUGAUUUGUGUGGUUAUUUCUUACGUCAUUUUCAUAUUCUGAAUGUGUUUAUUUCAAUCAUUAAACAAUUUGUAUUGGUUGGCUCUGCAAUUUUGGUAUGCAACAUUGUUGCUCAGGUGUAGCGUGUACUUGUAUUAUAAUGAGUGAUAUUUAUAUGGGCUUUAUUGUGCUUGUAGUUUUCAAAAAAUGAUGCAAUAUCUCUCUUUGAUUGUUAGUUUACUUGAUGUGGAAAACUAUAGAUUAGUGGUUGCGUUUUCUGAAGAGUAUUGUUGUUGCAGUUGUUGACAGGUCAAUUCACAAUUAUUGGCUCUUUCCUGAGAAUGGUUAAAUGUAUCUUUAUUAUCUUUCUUUCAUUAUUAAAAAAAAUAAAGCUGAAGGUAUGAGUUGUGAGAUAGAGUGAUGCUAUCUACAGAAUGGAGAAAAGUGUUACAUAACUCAUUCAUGUAAGGUGCUGUGUCAUUUUGUGAUGUUGACUGUGAUGAGGAUAUUUAAGUGUGAAUAGGGAAAUACUUUUAAUCUUAUAAAUCAGCCAUGCCCAUGUUUUCUAAGUGCCAAAAUAGGAUCAUAUUUAAUUUUAUAAAUCAUCCAUGGCUCUUAAAAGCUUACUGAAGGAAGCAUAGUGCAACUCUAGUUACAUACUUGUCAUGAUGGGUUUCUGGAAUCAGCGCAUAGGCCAGCUUUUACUCCAUCAUUAUUGGUCUUUCACUGAGGGAAGAUUCAAAGGUGGACAUGGUUUGACAAAGAGGGUGAAGGUUGAUCAAGAAGCAGAGCAGAAAAUUGAUGGGGAAUUAUGUUUAGAUGAGAGAGGUGCCUCAGGUCUGGAGCAGCAUAUGGCUUCUACAUCGCUGGAAAAUGCUGCAAGCACAUCCAAUCCAUCUUCGAUGACCAGAACGGAAAAGUCAGGUUAUGAUCAGCUUCCCAAAGAAAUGAAUGAAGUUGGGAUCAGAGAUGACAAAGCGACCAAUCAUGAUGAUAAACCAACCAAGCAUGUCGAGAAGGAUAUGGAGCCUUCCAUUGUGACUGGUAAUGGAACAGAAACUGGUCAUAUAAUUGCAACAACAGUGGGUGGUCAGAAUGGACAGCCAAAACGGACAAUCUCAUUUAUGGCAGAGCGUGUUGUUGGCACAGGUUCAUUUGGUGUUGUCUAUCAGGCUAAGUGCUUGGAAACUGGUGAAGCUGUUGCAAUAAAGAAGGUUCUGCAGGAUAGGAGAUACAAGAAUAGAGAACUUCAAGUCAUGCGCUUGCUUGACCAUCCUAAUGUUGUUGAACUGAAGCAUUGUUUCUUUUCAACGACUGAGAAAGAUGAACUUUAUCUUAACCUUGUCCUGGAAUAUAUACCUGAGACUGUCCACCGAGUGUCUAGGCACUAUAGCAAGACAAACCACCAACACAUGCCUAUUUUGUAUGUGCAACUAUAUACUUACCAGAUUUGCCGUGGCCUAAGUUACUUGCAUCAUGUAGUUGGUGUUUGUCACCGUGACAUUAAGCCACAAAAUUUACUGGUCAAUCCCCAUACUCACCACCUAAAGAUAUGUGAUUUUGGAAGUGCAAAGAUGUUGGUGCCAGGUGAACCCAACAUAUCUUAUAUUUGCUCCCGAUAUUAUAGGGCACCAGAGCUUAUAUUUGGGGCUACAGCAUACACAACUGCAAUUGAUAUGUGGUCUGCUGGUUGUGUCUUGGCUGAACUUCUCCUGGGUCAGCCAUUGUUUCCUGGGGAAAGUGGUGUUGAUCAGCUGGUGGAAAUUAUCAAGGUUCUUGGAACACCAACCAGAGAAGAAAUUAAGUGCAUGAAUCCAAAUUACACUGAAUUUAAGUUCCCUCAGAUUAAAGCUCACCCAUGGCACAAGGUAUUUCACAAGCGAAUGCCCCAUGAAGCAGUGGAUCUUGUGUCGAGGCUACUGCAGUAUUCACCUAAUCUACGUUGCAGUGCUCUGGAGGCAUGUGCUCACCCUUUCUUUGAUGAUUUGAGAAACCCCAAUGCAUGUUUGCCCAAUGGACGAGCACUACCUCCUUUGUUCGAUUUUACAGCUCAAGAGUUGGCUGGUGCAUCUGCUGAACUGCGAGAACGUCUAAUUCCGGAGCAUGCAAGAAAAGAAGAUUGCUGAACCUGGAGAGAUCAGAUCUGUAGGCAAUUCAACUCAAUUUUUGGAUACUCAAAACCCUAAGGCAGCCCAUCCUUCCUGCUGCAUUAUUUGAGGCUCAACCAUAUUACAAUACUGUUAUGGUUGGUUAAGGUAGACAUUAGGAGAGUUUUGGCAAAUUAAUGGCCAGUGGGUAUCCUGUCUGGGAGACUGAUGGAGAUGCACAUUCGGAUUCAGUCAACAAGGGAGGGUACCCGGGGAAUGGGGUUCCGAGUUUCAAGAUUUAAUUUUUAUGUCCAAUGUAGGAGUGAAUGUAAAAUGGGUUGUUAUCAGGUUUGUCAUAUAUAGUGUACGGGCAUUCAUUAAGAAUAUCAAUUUAAUGGAUCAUUUAGAUGAAUUAGGAUGUCGCUGUACAUCUUACCCGGUUCCUUCAUUUGAUAUAACAAAUUCAGAUUAUGGGGUUU